UAAUUCAGUCAAAUCAGCUGAUUGCCAUCGUCGUCAUUCUGCCAAAAUGGCAGGAAAUCCACGCCCCAGAGUCACCAUUUUUCGAAAUGGAAGGACUUCGGAUGGGAAGGUUAUAGCAUGUCCAGAUACGAUGGAGAGACUGAUAUUGGUUGCCAGUAACUGCCUAGGAUUAACAGCGACACAUGUAUUCACAGCACAGGGAGGUAGGAUAGAUGAUGCCUCAUUAAUCAGAGAUGAUGAAGUAUUGUACAUAUCAGAGAAUGAACCCUUUGUAGAUCCCAAAUUUAGUAGAUCAGGACAGAGUACAGUCAUGAUGUGCAGUCAUGAGAAAGCAAAUGGUGUGCAGCUGCAGAAUGACUGGAUCACAUUAAAUGUUGGUGGUAGACACUUCAUGACAAAUAGGAGGACGUUGGUCGGAAGAGAUUCAGAAAGUAUGCUGGCAAGAAUGUUUGCUGAUGAUGAUUUACCAUGGAGCAGUUCAGUUGAUCACACCGGUGCCUAUCUCAUAGACAGAAGUCCAGUCUAUUUUGAACCGCUCCUCAAUUAUUUACGACAUGGUCAGCUGAUCAUGGAUGAUGGUCUUAAUCCUUCCGGUGUACUUGAAGAGGCAAAGUUCUUUGGUAUACAGUCUUUGAUCAAGCCUUUAGAGGAAAUGAUACAGAACCGGGAGCCUCCGGGGGACCACACUCCUAUGAAACGCUGGGAGUUUAUCAGAAUGCUGCAGUGUGCUCCGUCCAAGUACGACCUCCGAUGCCAGGGUAUGAACUUUGAAGGUGCAGACCUAUCUAAGCUAGACCUGAAGUACAUCAAUUUCACCAUGAGCAACCUGUCUUCCGCUAACCUGUCUGGGGCUAACCUGUCCUACUGCACCCUAGAGAGGGCCAAUCUGUCCGGAGCCAAGCUUGACGGAGCUAACUUGAGAGGGGUGAAGAUGGUUCUUGCAAACCUGGAAAAUGCUUCGCUCAGAGGAUGCAACUUUGAAGAUCCAGCGGGCACAAAGGCUAAUAUGGAAGGGGUGAAUAUGAAAGGUGUGAAUCUUGAGAAUAGUCAGAUGGCAGGGGUCAACCUAAGGGUCGCAACUCUUAAAAAUGCCAACCUCCAGAACUCCAAUCUACGAUGGGCUAUAUUAGCAGGAACAGAUUUGGAGAACUGUAACCUGACGGGCUGUGACCUUCAGGACGCCAACCUGCGUGGUGCCAACGUGAAGAAUGCCACCUUCGAAGAGAUGCUGACACCCCUCCACAUGUCACAGAGCGUAGCAGGUAACUAUCCGUCCAGAUAGUAACUACCAGGGACCACACACUCCGCACCUCGGGACAUUCCAGUGGGCCGAUAGUCCAUGAGACCAAUAGCCGAGACUGACGGCCCAUGAGACCAACAACCAAUGUGACUGAUGAUGUUAGUCUUUAUAUGAAUCAUUGGAAAAGUUGUCAGGAAGGCUGAUAGAACAUCACUGCCGGUCUCGUACUGUAAUGUAAAUGUAGGGUUCAUGGUCUCAUGAGCAGUCUUUCUCGGGGGCCAGCAGUCUUGUGGGCCAUCGGUCUCAUCGGCCUUGUCAACUGUCGGUCUCAUGGACUGUAGCCUGGCACAUGCACCUUGCACGGACUACUCCAACCUUCAACAUUGAUUGUGUGGUUGCACCAUCAGGCACGCGGGCAUGACAACGGGGACAGCUAACAUUAUGCAUCUAGUCACCUAAUUCACCUUUGACCUAUCACCUCUGACCUUCAACUCCAGGCAACCUGGCUGCAAUAUUAUCAAUGUACGAGAAGUAGACGCUAAAGCAGUGAACUCCAAUC
Molecule: messenger RNA, 1799 nt
Organism: Strongylocentrotus purpuratus (purple sea urchin)
Lineage: Eukaryota; Metazoa; Echinodermata; Echinoidea; Camarodonta; Strongylocentrotidae
Gene: kctd9
Product: BTB/POZ domain-containing protein KCTD9
Exons: 11
Coding region: 47-1282 (411 amino acids)
Biological process (GO): protein homooligomerization; intracellular signal transduction
Molecular function (GO): protein binding
Source: RefSeq, a predicted model, not a curated record